Molecule: messenger RNA, 5491 nt
Organism: Aplysia californica (California sea hare)
Lineage: Eukaryota; Metazoa; Mollusca; Gastropoda; Aplysiida; Aplysiidae
Exons: 21
Coding region: 420-3227 (935 amino acids)
Biological process (GO): protein N-linked glycosylation; oligosaccharide metabolic process
Cellular component (GO): endoplasmic reticulum membrane
Molecular function (GO): Glc3Man9GlcNAc2 oligosaccharide glucosidase activity
Source: RefSeq, a predicted model, not a curated record
UUAGCUGAGUGGAGGCCGGUUUUGGCUUCAGAUUUAGAUCUAGAGGAGUUCGUUUCUGAAAUCAGAACUAGAUCUACAAGUCACAUAACAUUUUUUUAUCCUAGUACCCUUCCAUGACCAGUGCUCAUUUUUAUUUCUUCAGGAAUGGACAAUGCAUGAUAGAAGUUCAAAGAUUACACUGCGGUGCUUCGUAACGUCGUAACCAUGACCAUCAUGUCCAUGUCAAAAAAGUGGAAAGUCUCAUCAUCGUUGUCCCCGUUUGCCUUGCGUUCGGCCGCUUAUUCAAAUUGGUCUCAUCAUCCUCCUGGAAAUGGAAAACAAUUCUCUUUUUCUUAUGCAGAGGGGCAGAUAUAUUUAUUGAGACGCUAGUUUACGUCCAUGCAUCAGAGAAUGACAUCCUGCAACUGCAAGUUACCAUCAUGAGGAGUUUCUUUAGUAUGAUGGCCUCCUCAUCAGGCCUCGGCAAACGUCCUUCAGCCUCUAAAGAUGUUGAUGCUGGAGCUAGCAGCAGUCAAAAGAGAAGCCGGUUUGCUGACGCAGUUUUAGCUCAUGGUGAGAAGGAGCAAGGUGCAAAAGAAUACACAAGUGAUCCUUUAUUCUGGGGACCGUACCUGGCUGAAAGGCAGUGGGGUACCGUCCGGGAGGAUUACUCCCUUGGUGGAAACUGCUGGGAUUACUUGAGCCAUGCCGAGUCUGCAAAACAAGCCUACCACUGGGGGGAAGAUGGACUCUUGGGAAUCUCCGACAAGUUUGGGCUCCUGUGUGCAUCUGUUGCAUUGUGGAACCACAAGGACCCCAUUCUGAAGGAGAGACUAUUCGGUCUGACUGGGAAUGAAGGGAACCACGGGGAAGAUGUGAAAGAGCUGUACUAUUACUUAGACAACACUCCGAAGCACACGUACAUGAAGGCCUGCUACAGGUACCCACAGACAGAGUUCCCGUACGGCCCUCUCCUACACCACGGACGUAGUCCCAGGGAAAGUGAGCUGGAGAUUCUGGACACAGGUGUAUUUGAUGCCCACUCCUACUGGGAUGUCAACAUCGAAUACGCAAAGCCAGCCACUCACAGUGUGAUCUGUCGUAUCAACAUCUUCAAUCACUCCGCAGAAUCAGCCAAACUAGACAUAAUCCCACAGUUCUAUUUCAGAAACACAUGGAGCUGGCCCAGGACAGGUCAUAAUCACCCGGCACCGGUGUUCCAGGCAGUGGGAGAUGACUCGGUGGAUGCUGUGUAUGACAUGGGAAUCUUCCGGAUCAAUUUCCACCACUCCAAGAACGUGACCUUCAAGUCUCUCCUGUUCACUGACAACAACUCUGUCCACAAUGAGUUUGCCAGUUCUCAGCGAGGGACGGAGGAGCCUCAGGGAGGAGAUGUGACGACAGACAGAAAGAAAAGCAAAACCGAGACUCUUGGGAAGAAAGAUGCAUUUCAUAAGUUUAUCAUUAAAGGAGACAAAAGCGGGCUGAGAGCAGACGGCACAGGUACCAAGUUCUGUGCCUGGAUGUCUGUGGAGAUGGAAGGCAACACGCAGACCUCCGUGUACUGGCAGAUCUUCCCAGCCGACCAUGUGGUGGAGAAGGUAAUUUCCAAACUGGACAACAUCAUCAAGUCACAGAAGUCGAAAGCGGAAGAUUUUUACGCCAAAGUGAUACCAAAAAUGGCAAAGGCGGAGGAAAAGAACAUUUGUCGACAGGCCAUCGCGGGACUUCUGUGGUCCAAGCAGUACUAUAUGUACAACAUGGACAUGAAGAACAAAGAGAUGCACCAAAUGUACCAAAAGGAGUACCUGAAGUCGGCUCUGGGUCAGAAGAGGCUCCAGUGGAAUCACCUACACUGCCACGAUAUUCUCCUCAUGCCUGAUAAGUGGGAGUUUCCAUGGUUUGCGGCAUGGGACUUAGCCUUCCACUGUGCUCAGUUCAGUCGUCUGGACAUGUCAUUCGCCAAAGAUCAGAUCCUUCUGCUACUCUCUGAUCGCUACAUGCAUGCCAAUGGCCAGAUUCCAGGUUGUGAGUUUGACCUGGGAGACCCUAACCCGCCCAUCACAGCCUGGGCAGUGUGGAAGAUGUACAAACAGGACGGGGAGAAAGACUUGUCCUUCCUCAAGACUUGCUUUAACAGGCUCAUUUUCAGCUUUCAAUGGUGGACCAGGCUGGACCCCACGUCCAGUUACCUGUAUGGCAACGGCUUCAUGGGCCUGGACAACAUCAGCCUGUUUGACCGUUCGAAACUGCCAGACGAUGUCACGUCACUCAAACAGGCUGACUGCACAGGCUGGAUGGGUCUGUUCUGCAUGAACAUGCUGCAGAUCGCCCUGGAGCUGUGCCGUAAGGAUAGCAGCUACACAGACAUGGCUAUCAAGUUCCUCAAGCACUUCCUCAACAUCGCCAAGGCCAUCAACCGCUCAGUGGACGACGGAGGUCUUUGGAUGGAGGAGGACAAGUUCUUCUACGACGUUCUGCAUUACCAGGACCCCCACUGUGCAGCCGUCCGCGUACGCUCGUGGUCCGGCAUAGUGCCUCUGUUAGCCUGCACAUCCAUCAACCUGAAACACUCACCACUGGUCAAGUCGUUCCUGCUUAAGUGUGACCGCGGCUUUUCACCGUUUGUUUGCAAACUGGGAGAGAAUGAGUUUUUCCUGACCCUGGUCUCCUACACAAAACUCAAGGUCAUUCUGAAGAUCGUCUUCUCGGAGAAUGAAUUCCUCUCGCCCUUUGGCAUCCGGUCAUUGUCAAAGAUAUAUCAGAGUAAACCUUACCACUUCGACAUCGGCGGCAAAACCAUGAGCAUCAAGUACACACCGGGGGAGUCCGACUCCAAGCUGUUCGGAGGCAACAGUAACUGGAGGGGACCCAUCUGGCUCUGCAUGAACUACAUGUUUGUAGAGUGCUUGGAGAAAUAUUCCGACCUUGACAGAGUGUUCACCUUACCACUCAGUGUACAGUACCCGACCGGAACUGCCUCAAAGUUGACAUUUCUCGCAAUUGCUCAGGAUCUGUGUCAGAGAGUUCUCAGUAUCUUCCUGCCCAACGUGUGGGGGGCGCGGCCUGUUCAUGGCACCCACAGCAAGUAUGCCAAAGAUUCAGACUGGGAAUCCCAAAUCUUGUUCUACGAAUAUUUCCACGCAGACACGGGCAGAGGGUGUGGGGCAAGCCACCAGACAGGAUGGUCUGCCCUUGUCUUGGAGUUUAUUCACAAGUUAUAUCGAGGACAGGUUAAAAAUAGCUAACACUCGAAAGUAAUUCCUCCCAGUCAUCUGUACCUGUGAUGCUCUUUCGAAAUCCGUGUUUAUCUGUGUUAUUUGCUUACAGUUUGUUUUGCAUAACUCCCUGUUUAUCUGUGCAAUAUUUACUUUUUGUAACUCCCUAAUUGUCUGUGCAAGUAAAAAAUGUAUGUUGCCUACCGAUACCAUCCCAAAGAAAAAACUACUGCCACCUAAACAUGUACACUAGUCCCCGCCUAAACACGCGCCAUAGAAAAGCACGCUCUGCUCAAACGCAAGCUUUCAUCACGUGACGAGUUUUUUACUAUAUAAUUUAGAUGUACAAAAGCACGAUCACUCCCUCUAAACGCACAUUCCGAUCUGCGAAACACGCCAACAGGUAAAGCUUGAAAAGGGGAAAUUUUCACUACAACCUGCACGGCAUGCAUAGGACAAGCCUAGACCACUGGAUAUUUGGUGAGACUGCCCUCACGCUGAACGAAGAGAGUGAUGGACAGUGUUUUCCCACCCAACUUUCCACAGACACAUAGAUCUAGGACUUGUCAAUGAAAUAUUUGGGGGGCAUUAGGUAGGCCUCUAUAGGAUUAAAGAUGAGUCGAGUAAGCCUAAUCAGCUGCGCUCGAAGAACUUGUAAUGUACUCGUUCAAGGAAUCACAAGAGAAAAUGAGAAAUGUUCCUCUAAAUGUAGAGAUCUAUGAUUCUGAUGUCGUCCAUGAAGUAGCGGUCAGCGGUGAUCGCUUGGAUAGCCAAGUGGCUGGGCCGUCGUCCCUAUGACUAUCACCGACAGUUUUCUUUUUAGGCUGUCUGUUCCCCACAUUUUAUGGUGCAUAUCAUUACAUUUAGUCUGUUUUUCUUACCCCCACCCCCCCAUUCAACGCCUUUGUAUUCUCAACCAUAGUCGAGGAAUCCCUCAGGAACCAAUCACUUGUCGUCAUAUUAUCAGCCAAAGUGACCCCCACCCCAAGGGAGGUCACUAGAAUAUCAAGACAAUGAGAUUACUGCGUCCCUUCCCCCCUUUGCAAAGGUUCAUUAUCAUGUAAACGCACGCUCCGUAUAAACACAAGAGCCUUCCCGAGCACCGGGCGUUUAGGCGGAGACUACUGUACAGCUAAUGACUGUCCCAAGUGUAUGUAAACGCAGAGGGAAAAUUUUUAACGCUGUGGAUAGUCAUAGACUUGUUGACUGUCCAGAGGGACAGUUUUCGGACUGGUCAAGUGGUAGACCAGCAAGUAGAACAGAAACAUCGCAGUAGACUGCGACAUCGUCAAUUGGACUAGUACAAAAUUUGUUUUAUCUCUCAAUAUUUCUGCCUGAGUUUCAUCUGAAAUUAUUACAAAUAGGAUAAGGUAUAUUAAGUUCUCUAUUGGAAGAAGUUGAAGAGAGUCCUUUCACUCAAUCAAGUUUACAUGCAUAGCAUCAGAUCAACAAGUCUUUUGUUGUUUUCUGGAACUAAAUUACUGUUCUUGUGCGGAUAUGCUUCUCUUUACUCAAGUGCCAUGUCUAUGUGUUUCUUGCUGUGUGUGUAUGUGUGUGUAAUAAUUACAUUUUAAGAAUGCAAUUGUCUUCAUUUUCUUGUCUGUCUGCUAAAUGACCUACGUUGUUUUGAGUAGGGCCUAAAACUUUUACUAUGACAUUAAUCACCAUUUCUUGCCUUAUUGUUUUCAGAGAGCAAAGCCCAUCAGUGAUGAAAUGCAAGAAAGGUCGAAACCUGCAUGUCUUUCACGUUUUUCAAUAUUUGCAGUCCUAACUAUAUCUUUGAUAUACUUUUGUUCCCAUUCAUUUUCUCUUUUUACAUAUGGUCGGCAUCAUUCCACUUGCGCUCAUCUCAUUUUUCUCAAGUUUUGAGGAAAUUAAACAAGAACAGAUCGCCCGAAUCAGAACCAUGAUUGAGGUACCUGUGAUUUUUCAGUUUGAACUUGAGAAGGAAACAAUUAAACUCAAUUUUGAUAUUCCCCUUGGUCUUCAUUUGAGUAGUGGGUUUUUUUAUCUGGAAACCCCUGGGAAGUGAUUUGGGUGUUGGCGUAAUGACUCGUAUGAUAUAUCAUCAUAUUUUAUUCCCUUUUUUUUGUCAUUGGCUUUUUUUUUAACUUGGGGAAACAAGAUGUUUGUGUUUCCAUCUUCUCUCUUGGUGCUGAGUAUUUGGGCAUUAAUUUGUAGCUUGUCAACAUGGUUUUAUAUAUUUUUGAAACAGCUAUUUCUAUAUAUUAUGUGUCCUUUGAACUGUGAUGAUUAUUUUAUCAAUAAACAUGUUAUAUAGAGUAUGAAGACGA